This is a messenger RNA of Aspergillus wentii DTO 134E9, 153 nucleotides long. RefSeq lists its product as uncharacterized. Bases 1 to 153 code for a protein of 50 amino acids. Lineage: Eukaryota; Fungi; Ascomycota; Eurotiomycetes; Eurotiales; Aspergillaceae. The transcript has 2 exons. The record is from RefSeq and is a predicted model, not a curated record.
AUGACUUUCCACGGCGUGAAUGCGCACAGAUUCUACACAUAUGCCCAGCAGCAGAACCAAAACUAUCUACGCAGCUUUCCAUCUGUCAAUGGCGCCUCGACCCAUCAGGGAGAUAUAAGCUACGCCCCGCCCAGUCUCCAUCCGGGCUUUUAA